CUGCAGCAUUGAGCAGCAGAAGCGCUGAAAGACAGAGCGAGCGCAAAGUGACAAGACCUCCCCGUACUGCGCGAUAACAUUCACACCGAUAUGAAACAAGAAAAGCCAACACAAUUGCGGAAAUAAGACGAGGAAAGACGGAAACGUGUGCUGCACUUAAACCAGGGAUUGCCAUUACUGGAUCACUUUAUACCGGCACAUGUAAGGUCUUGCUCUUGAUGAUAAUCAUACGCGCAGAAGCCGUUCUCUGGUCCUAGUCGCGCGUGCAGAGUGGAGGUUGCGCUUGGAAGUAUACAAAACUUUUUGUUUGUUUUGUUUUGCAUCUGACGUUUUGGAUUUAGAUUCAUUAAAAGUCGACUUCCCGUGAUACUGUGGAUUUUAAACGCGAAAUACGCGGAGGACCAAUAUAGUGUGGAUUUCCCCCAAUUUCUUUUGUUAUUCUCUUAUUUUACUCUUAUUAUUUAUAUUAUUGUAUUUUCUGGAGGAGCGGGGACGUUCAAUAAGUUAAUUUUAGCGGAUUCGACGCAGGUGCUUCGGUCCUGAAGGGCAGAAUGGAAUUGUUAUUUUGACCCACGAUAUCACACGGUUCAUUCAUAUUCCACAGCUUCGCUUUUAAUAUUUUUGAGAGCCAAAGACUGUUCAGUGACGCUCAUCGCAACACCACUGGAAUUACAAUCAUGAACUUUGUUGUUUAUUCGAUACAAUUAUUUUUUGCAGCUCUCCUUCAUCUGUCUGCUGUAAAGGCUGCCCACAUACCCAAAGAAGGGGGAAAGAGCAAAAAUGAUGUGAUUCCUUUCUUGGAUGUGUAUAAGAAGAGUGCGUGCAAGACACGAGAGCUGCUGGUAGACAUCAUUCAGGAGUAUCCCGACGAGAUCGAACACACCUACAUCCCGUCCUGUGUGGUUCUCAUGCGCUGUGCCGGCUGCUGCAACGACGAAGCGCUCGAGUGUGUCCCUACAGAGACCCGCAACGUCACCAUGGAGGUACUGCGAGUCAAACAACGUGUAUCGCAGCAUAAUUUUCAGAUGAGUUUUACAGAACACACCAAGUGUGAAUGCAGGCCAAAGGCAGAAGUCAAAGCAAAGAAAGAAAACCACUGUGAGCCUUGCUCAGAGAGAAGAAAGCGCUUGUAUGUGCAGGACCCCCUCACCUGUAAAUGCUCCUGCAAAUUCACACAAUUGCAAUGCAAGUCCAGACAACUUGAGUUAAACGAAAGAACUUGCAGAUGUGAAAAACCAAGAUGAUGAGCGGCACGCUGGGCAGAACACUGAAUGAAGGAAUUUUUUUUUUUACAGCACAGCACUUUUUAAACCUGAGGAUGCAUUCCCUGGACGAACUGCAAACACUACCCUGAACGAAAGACAAAGAAUGAAAUGAGGGCAGGAGAUAUCAUCCUAAUGUAUAUUAAGAUAUUAAUAUAUGAAUAUAUAGAAUAUAUAUUAUAUAUAUUAAAUGACAACGUGUGUCGCUGCUAUCACCUGAAUUACUACAAACAAGUAAACGAAGACGCUGCUUGGCGUGUGAAUGGGAUAAAUUGCAGUGUCACUGCACCUGGGCCUGUGAUUGGACAGAACUCAGUGAGGCAAUGCUUCACUGGAUCAUCCGGCUGUGGAUUCACAUCUAAAGACUCGGAUCGAAUGUCCAAGACUUCACUGAGAGGUGCAAACGAUAACCUCCACCCCUUUAUAUGAACAGUUACAGACUGUCAAUCCAAGGAGAGGAAGUGACUAAAGACUCUUUCCAGACUGUUCGGAACAGUGGGUCCAGGCACGGGAUACGAAUGCGGAACUAUCUAUUUCUGUGAUGUCACUCUUACUAGGGUGAAGUCUUAGUCAAAAAGACACCUGUACUGACUAACAUCCUAUAGGACUUGGUGUGAUAAUACUAAAGGGAUAUUACAUGUAUGUAUAUAUAGAAAUAAA
This is a messenger RNA of Rhinichthys klamathensis goyatoka, 1922 nucleotides long. It is a transcript of the gene vegfaa, whose product is annotated as vascular endothelial growth factor Aa. The transcript is spliced from 7 exons. Gene Ontology annotation, cellular component: membrane. NCBI's taxonomy places the organism in Eukaryota, Metazoa, Chordata, Actinopteri, Cypriniformes, Leuciscidae. The coding region runs from base 678 to 1244 and encodes 188 amino acids. The record is from RefSeq and is a predicted model, not a curated record. Gene Ontology annotation, molecular function: vascular endothelial growth factor receptor 1 binding; chemoattractant activity; growth factor activity. Gene Ontology annotation, biological process: response to hypoxia; sprouting angiogenesis; vascular endothelial growth factor signaling pathway.